CGUGACACACCUCAAUUGCUGAUCUUAGACAGAGUGAACUUGACUGGCUGUUCGGGCACUCACUACAAGAGGAAGCUGGUUUCCCUGCAACAAGCUUCCCUUCUGGACACGGACAUACAUAAUGGCAACAGCAGGAAAAGUGAUCAAGUGCAAGGCAGCGGUGGCCUGGGAGGCAGGGAAGCCUCUGUCCCUUGAGGAGGUGGAGGUGGCCCCACCCAAAGCCCAUGAAGUUCGAAUAAAGAUCCACUUCACCGCGGUGUGCCACACUGAUGCCUACACCCUGAGCGGGGCGGAUCCCGAGGGCCUCUUCCCCGCCAUCCUGGGGCACGAGGGAGCCGGAAAGGUGGAGAGCGUGGGAGAGGGCGUCACCAACUUCAAGCCAGGCGACACCGUCAUUCCAUUAUACGUGCCACAGUGCGGAGAGUGCAAGUUCUGUAAAAAUCCAAAGACCAACCUUUGUCAGAAGAUCAGAAUCACCCAGGGCCAGGGGCUGAUGCCUGAUAAGACCUCCCGCUUCACCUGUAAGGGCAAGCAGCUGUUCCACUUCAUGGGGACCAGCACCUUCUCUGAGUACACCGUGGUGGCGGACAUCUCCCUGGCCAAGGUGGAUGAGAAGGCUCCAAUGGAUAAAGUGUGCCUGUUGGGCUGUGGCAUCUCCACUGGCUACGGAGCUGCUCUAAACACUGCUGGGGUUGAACCUGGAUCCACGUGUGCCGUCUUCGGGCUUGGAGCUGUGGGACUUGCAGCCAUAAUGGGUUGCAAAGUAGCUGGGGCAACCAGAAUCAUCGGCGUUGAUCUCAAUCCAUCAAAAUUUGAAAGUGCCAAGAGCUUUGGAGCUACUGAGUGUGUCAACCCCAAAGAUCACAGCAAGCCCAUCCAGGAAGUGCUGGUUGAGAUGACUGACGGAGGGGUGGACUACUCCUUUGAGUGCAUCGGAACAAAUGUACAUUUACAGAGGGCUGCACUGGAGGCCUGUCAUAAGGGCUGGGGCACCAGUGUUAUUCUAGGGGUGGCAGGAGCCGGGCAGGAGAUCUCCACCAGACCCUUCCAACUGGUCACCGGGCGCACCUGGAAGGGCUCCGCUUUUGGGGGCUGGAAGAGUGUGGAGAGUGUUCCCAGGCUGGUGAAUGAUUACAUGACCAAAAAGCUGAAGGUGGAUGAGUUCAUCACUCACACACUGCCCUUCACCCAGAUCAACGAGGCCUUUGAUCUCAUGCACCACGGAAAGAGUCUACGUGCCGUCCUACAAUUCUGAAGUACCUGACACUAACCGCUGACAAGUGUCACAUCACCACAUCUGGUCCUCAUAAGGCCAGACAUUCAGUAUUUAAAAAGGGUAUCUCUUGGAUUAUGGACUUGCUGUUUGUACCAUAUAGGCUGUUUGUCUAAGAAGACUAUUAAAGAAAAUCAAUGCAUCUUG
Clupea harengus (Atlantic herring) is the source of this 1420-nucleotide messenger RNA. RefSeq names its product alcohol dehydrogenase class-3. Gene Ontology annotation, cellular component: cytosol. Lineage: Eukaryota; Metazoa; Chordata; Actinopteri; Clupeiformes; Clupeidae. Gene Ontology annotation, biological process: formaldehyde catabolic process. The record is from RefSeq and is a predicted model, not a curated record. Gene Ontology annotation, molecular function: S-(hydroxymethyl)glutathione dehydrogenase [NAD(P)+] activity; zinc ion binding; alcohol dehydrogenase (NAD+) activity.